Syngnathoides biaculeatus (alligator pipefish) is the source of this 3660-nucleotide messenger RNA. RefSeq names its product serine/threonine-protein kinase NIM1. Gene Ontology annotation, molecular function: tau-protein kinase activity; protein serine/threonine kinase activity; ATP binding. Bases 728 to 2065 code for a protein of 445 amino acids. The transcript has 4 exons. Gene Ontology annotation, biological process: intracellular signal transduction; protein phosphorylation; microtubule cytoskeleton organization. The record is from RefSeq and is a predicted model, not a curated record. NCBI's taxonomy places the organism in Eukaryota, Metazoa, Chordata, Actinopteri, Syngnathiformes, Syngnathidae. Gene Ontology annotation, cellular component: cytoplasm.
AUAAUUUUGUAGGAAUUUUUUUGAAUAAAAAAAAGAUGUAACAAAAUUAUUUUAAGAAUGACAUUUUUCUUUUUAGAAAAAAAAUGGUCAUGAAGUUAUGUUUCAAGACAAAAAAAAAGUGACCUUCAAAAAACGUUUUUAUUUUCAAGAACAUUUUCAAGAGUUUUUUUUUUUUUUAAUUGCUUGAAGUCAUGUGUCAAGAUUAAAGGUAAAUCUUGCAUAGCCGUCCAGCGAAGUCCAAAAACAGAAGUCAUGCCAAACGGGGAAGAAUACAAUUCUGUCAUGGCCGCAUAUUUGGUAACAAAGUGCCUGUGUUUGUCAAGUGCUUAUUUUUUGUCAGUGUAUGUAUUUGGAAUGACAGAGAGGGAUAAUCUGUUUUAUUGCUCAGGUCUGAGGAUGGCUGCAUUGUAGUGUGCAUGAUGCUUUAUACUUUUUCUUCAAUUUUACUUAUUUUUUUAUUUUAUUUUUUUACCUUGCGCUUGCUUUUUUUGUAUUUAAAUCUUUUUAAUCACGUAUAGCACAUUCAGUUACCUUGAGUAUGAAAUGUGCUACAUUAAUAAGUGUUCUUUCCUUUAGCGUUUUUAAAAAACUAAAGAGUAAAGCGCCCAGCAAUCGAAUUUAAACUUAUUUUAAUUUUACAUACUUUACCUUUUCAAAAAGCUGCUGUUUUGUUUUUUUAUCAUUGCAGGCUGUGUUUUCUUUACUCUGUUGCCCAGAUAAAGUGAAAAUGAGGAGGGCUGCAAUUACAGGAGCCAUCAAAACUAAGCUACGGGCCAAGCAGAAAGCCAAUAAAACCCCCAAAGAUGAAUCCCCCCCGACGGCCUCGGCGUCCACGUCCGCCGCCGCCCCCCCACAUCUGAGCGAGGCCGAGCGGACGCGUCUGACGUCUUUCGAGAGGGUGGUCUACGACAUGGCGCACAGCGAGAGGAUCGCCAACGACCUCAUCCUCGGUCGCAGGGUCGGAUUUUACGAGCUGCGAGGCGAGAUCGGGCAGGGCAACUUCUCAUCGGUCAGACUGGGCAUCCACGCUUUGACCAAAGAGAGGGUGGCCGUCAAGAUCAUGGAAAAGCAGCGUAAGGCAGAAAAGGCCGCCCGCGCCUGCAGCUCCUCGGAGAUCCGUUGCAUGGAAAAGCUGUGCCACCCGAACGUGGUGCGUCUCUACGAGGUGAUGGAGACGAACAGGAAGCUGUUCCUGGUGAUGGAAUACGGCAGCGGCGGCGACCUGUUCUCUCGCGUCACCACCAGGGGGAAGCUCAACGACCUGGAGGCCAAGAUGAUCUUUGCGCAAGUCGUCUCUGCUGUGAAACACAUGCACGAGAACAACAUCGUCCACCGGGACCUCAAGGCCGAGAACAUCUUCUACACCACCAGCUACUGCAUCAAGGUGGGCGACUUCGGCUUCAGCAGCGAGAGGACACCCGACGAGCCGCUCACCAAUUUCUGCGGGUCCCCGCCGUACGCCGCGCCUGAGCUCUUUCGGGAAAAGGGCUACGUGGGCCGCUAUUCGGAUAUCUGGGCUUUGGGUGUGGUUUUGUACUUCAUGGUGACCGCCGCGUUGCCUUUCUACGGGGACAGUUUGCGCAGGUUGAAGCGCUGCAUCCUCCAAGGUGCCUACAGCAUCCCCGUCUACGUGCCCGACGAAUGCCAGCUCGUCAUCAAGGGCUUGUUGCGGCCCGUGCCGGUUGACCGCUCGUCUCUCAGCCAAGUUUCAGGCAGCGCUUGGCUGAGGGGGAUGCGGUACCCGGGUCCGUAUUCGCCCCUGCCCUUGACCCCGGCCCGCUUGGCCCAGGCCGCCAACGCUCUGUGCGAUGAGGAGAAAGAGGUGAAGACUCUUCUGUCAGAUCUGGGCAUCAUACCCGUUCACUUGCAAAACAAUCCCUGUUUGGACUCCAAGAGCCCUCUGACCGGGACCUACCGCAUCCUCCUCCACAGGGUCCAGAAACGCAGGUCCGUGGAGGCCGUCGACUACGUGGGGGUUCGCCCCGAUGACUACGACGGUCACGCCAAGUGGUGUGUCACAUCUGUGGACAAGCACAACCCAUCUGCAGUGUGCGUUGUACUCUAACAUCGUGGACCUUUGACGAAACCAGUGCCCGCCCAAAUUGUGAGUUUUUAUCCAUCCAACUAUCCAUUUUCUUUGCCGCGUAUCUUCACGAGGGUCGCGGGGAGUGCCGGAGCCUAUCCCGGCUGUCAACGAGCAGGAGGCGGGGUGCACCCUGAACUCAUUGCCAGCCCAAUCGCAGGGCACAUCGAGACAAACAGCCGCACUCACAAUCACGCAUCGGGGCGGGAGAACAUGCAAACUCCACACAGGCGGGGCCGGGAUCGAACCCGGGUCCUCAGAACUGUCAAGCCAACGCUUUACCAGCUGAUCCACGGUGCCGCAACUCAGUUUUUAUGAGUUUUUUUUUUUUUUUUUUUUUUUUAAGGCUGCUUUGUUGCCAAAUUUCUUUUUUCUCACGAUGGGUUCUGGGGAAGAGAGUGGUAAGAAUGAAAGCAGACGUUGUCUUUUGAAUGAAAGCUUGAUUAAAUAACAUGAGCAAAGUGUGCGUGUAGUCCAUCUGUCCAUCCAUUUUCUUUGCCGCUUAUCCUCACAAGGGUCACAGGGUUGUAUGUGUAGUCCAUUUGGUAAAUCAGUACAAGUGUAGUACUUCUACAAUAUGUACCGGGGUGUAAAAUUGAUUUUUGGAGCUUUUAUUUUCUUCAGAGGUCCGUUAUGACUAAAAUCAGAGGAACAUAUAAUCCAUCCAUCCAUUUUCUGAGCCGCUUAUCCUCACGAGGUUCACGAGAGUGCUGGAGUGCCUCCUGCUCGCUAUCCCAGUGGGCAGGGGGCAGGGUACACCCUGAACUGGUUGCCAGCCAAUUACAGAGCACAUGGCGACAAACACCUACACUCACAAUCACACCUAGGGGCAAUUUAGAGUGUCCAAUUAAUGUUGCAUGUUAUUUUUGGAAUGUGGGAGGAAACCGGAGUGCCCGGAGAAAACCCACACAGGCACGGGGAGAACAUGCAAACUCCACACAAGCAGGGCCGGGAUUGAACCCAGGACCUCAGAACUGUGAGGCCAAUGAUUUACCAGCUGAUCCAGCGUGCUGCCGAAACAUAUAAUCACUUUCACUUUUUAGAUCAGUAGUUAAAGAAAAUAAUUUACUUUCAAAAGGGGGUCAGUAACAGCAAAAAAAUGUUCGUAAUAUCGCAACAUCAUAUAAGACCAUUUACAACUUUGGUGUUUUUUUAUUGGCUACAUUCUAUUUUACUAUGUUAAUACUGUAUAACUAUUGUAUUACUAUGUUAUUACUGUAAAAUACCUUGCUAUUUUUCAACACCAAAAAAAAAAAAAAAGAAAGAAAUAAUACUAUAUUGUUGGGUAAUUUUAGGUGGCUGCAAUGGAAUAUCGGCAUUUCCAUUUUAUUUCAAUCGGGAAAUUUAAUUUGAGUUUCGGCCAAGGUCACCAAACGGGUUAAACCCAUCCGCCAAGCUACCACGAACCUCUUUCUUUAUUGUUUUUGUUUUUGCACGUUACAGAGGCAUAGCGGCGGAUGAGCAUGAGGCUUGUGAGAGUUCUUUAUCGCAAACAUUUUUCCCAAGUAAUGAGCUGUGACCCGCUGUGCCGCCAUGACUCACUAUUCAGCUGACUAAUGUGAAGCAAUCAUGAAUAA